Molecule: messenger RNA, 1599 nt
Organism: Medicago truncatula (barrel medic)
Lineage: Eukaryota; Viridiplantae; Streptophyta; Magnoliopsida; Fabales; Fabaceae
Product: transcriptional regulator STERILE APETALA
Exons: 2
Coding region: 110-1552 (480 amino acids)
Molecular function (GO): protein binding
Source: RefSeq, a predicted model, not a curated record
UUGUGUCCUUAUCUCCAACCUUUUUGUCUUUGUUCCUUUCUGGUCCCGUUUCUACUUGUUCAUUCCCCACUUUUUUAGCUUUUAGACCCCUCCACUUCUCUCACUCCUCAUGUCUUCUUCUUCCUCCUCCUCUUCUUCUUCAUCACAACCAUCUUCACCUUCAAUUACUCCUUAUGAUGUUCCUUCUUCCUCAAAUGUUGUUACUGACAUUCCUGGUCCUAGCACUUCUCAUCAAUCUGAAGAAGCUCCUUCAUCUUCUUCCUCUCGCCAACGUGCUAUGAAUGAAGUAUGGCUUGAACCUGUUGUUGAAGCAUUGGCUACUCAAGUUGCCAUUGAUGCUUCUCAUUAUCAUGGUCGUCUUGCUGCUGCUUCUGCUCUUGCCAUUAUUUUUCAGGUUUGUUCAACAUGGAGGGAAGUGUCACGUUCGGAUCUACUGUGGCAGAGGCUCACGAGACGCAUCUGGCGCAGAACAUAUAGAUUGAGGGACACGUGGCAGUUAGAGUACAUCUACUGGCAUCGAACGGCUAGGAACUUUACCACAGGUAGACAUGCUUUAGUGGUCCCACAAUAUGAUCCAGGAGAUCACCACCAAAACCUCAUCUGCCGCUGCCUCACUCUCUCCGACACCCACCUUGCCUGUGGCUUCGUCGACGGUAGUGUCCGACUCUUCGAUCUCCACACCGGUGCACAUGUUAGCACAUUUUGGUCCAACCAUGGUCUUCUAUUUGGCCCGUUCUCACAAUCCGUUUCAGGAAUUGUAAUUGGAAGCUCUACUCUCGCCUUCGCGAGAUUAGAUGGAGAUGUCUACAUUGCUAUUAUAAAUGGGCCUGGACCAAUACCCGGGCCCAUUCCUGCACGACGGGCAAUUAUUGGUGAUGUUGUUAAUAACGGAGUAUUAGUAGAAUUUGCCGGCUCUAGUCGUUGGUGGGUUGGUUUAUAUGCUGGCCAUGCAGGCGGGGCUUUUCAAAUAUGGGACGCGCACACGGAACAGCGCGUGUUCGUUGGCGGUUCAUUAACCGAUCCAGAAACAGUUCAAGGAUGGCAUAUGUUAACCGAAUUAGUUGAACCGGUCGGUCGAGUCCGAGUCACCGAAAGAGAAUUUGUAGUAGCUUGCACAAGUACAAGAUUAGUUUGUUUCAACUUAAGAAACCCAGAGGUUCUAUUACGUGAUGUAGUGUCCACGACAGGAUUCAUUGUUGGAUCAUUGGAUGUUAGCCAUGAGGUUUUUGUUGUGGUGGAAAGAAGUGGUGUUGGAACUGUUAGGCGCGUGAAUAAUUUCGAGCGCGUGAGUAGGUUUAGAUUAAGGGCUUCAUGGUUAAGAGGUUUAUUAGUGUGCAUGAAUUUGGGGUAUGUUAUAACCUAUUCUGGUGGGUCUGGUUUGUUGAGAGUGUGGGACAUACAUGAACCUGCGGCGCGAUUGUGCAUCACGCUCCCAGUUAGAGAUGAUGGAGAAGGACAGGUUAAUGGUAAUAGCAUGGUUGCAAAUCAAACUCACGUGGCUAUAUCAUUUAAUGAUUCUUCUAUACAUUUAUUGGAUUUUAGUGUACAGUAAUAUUUGAAUAAGCUCAAGCAUUUAUCCCAUUAUAGAGUAUUUUUAGG